This is a messenger RNA of Cuscuta campestris, 2131 nucleotides long. Lineage: Eukaryota; Viridiplantae; Streptophyta; Magnoliopsida; Solanales; Convolvulaceae. The record is from the annotation of a GenBank genome assembly.
AGCUUUUCCAUUUUUUGCUAUAAAAUAAUUACUCCAUAAAAAGGCUAGAUAUUAAUCAAGCAAUAUAAUAGAAUGGAGCCUGUUGGAGUGGGAGCUACAUAUUUUGAUGAAGAGUGGGAGUCCAUAAGCAAGAUGUUAUCAAGCAGUCAUGAAAUUGAUGAUUUCAUGCUUAUUCAACUCAAGGGCGAUGAUUAUGAUAAUGAUCAAGAAUGCCGCAUGAGUGCUCAUCAUCAUCAUCAUGAUAAUGGAGUUCUGGACAUUCUCAAUAAUGGCGGCAGCAGAUUUUACUCUUCGUGCUCUUCUGAUGAUGUUCUCAUCAACACUGAAGAUCACUUUCAGCGAUAUGUAUCAUACGAAAGUAUUGAUGAUGGUGUGAUGAAGAUGAACAUUGAGAAUAAUAGCCAUUCAUCAGGCGGUGUCCAAACGUUUUAUUAUCAUGAUGAUAGGGCGGCUAUGGGACAAGAUGUUGGUGAAGGUAAUAAUAAUUUUAACCUUCAGACAGCCAUUAUUGUUGAUUCACACCCGGAAGUGAAACAGCUCAAGAGGAGUUCUGGGACUGCUAUCACUAACAAAUCAUCAUCUCAAAAUCCUAUGAAAAAACAUCGGGUUUGGCCACGUGCACAGAAAAACAAAACAACAGCACUCCCCAUGUCAAAGAAGAACCUUGAAAAUGGAGAUGAAGAUCAAGAGGAAGGGAAUCCACAGAAUUCAAGCUGUAGCAGCAGUGAUCAUCAUGAUGACCUUAUUAUGAAUGCCUCCAAUUCAAAAGCAAAAUCAAGGGCUGUUAGAGGGUCUGCCACGGAUCCCCAAAGCUUGACGAGACGUAACACCGCCGCUUCCGCCCAGUCGACGGUGAGGAGUGACCACCCUGAACAAGGCAUGAUCGUUCCUGUCAAUUGGCUGGAAACGGCGUUGAAUAAUGUGGCUAACAUGAUCGCCAACAUUAUGGAACGAUUAGACCAGGCUCUCCCUGGCCCAUCUAGCACCCGGGAUAUCCCUACCGGGCAACCCCACCAGGUCCUGCGUACUGCCAGUUCUCCCAUCCUCCAGGAGCUUCAUGAUCCGGAGGAGGUGAUGAUCGCCGUUGAUUCCAGCGACGCGUUGAUGUGCCGAUGCUUCAUGCAAACAGUGGAUAGCAAGGUUGCGGAGUGGGUGAAUGACAUUCCUGCCGGAUCGAUCCGGACAUGGGAUGAAUUGGGAUUGCGGUUCCUGGAACAUUUUGCAGGGAACUGCCGUCCCAAGAAGCAUUUCACUCACUUGGCUUCAGUGCGGCAGAAGCAUGGGGAAUCCUUGACGCAUUUCCUAACCCGAUGGAGAAAAGAGUCCAGGGAGGUUAAAGGAACCGACGAUAAAUCCAGGUUAGCCAUGUUCACGGCGGCAUUGCAAGAUGGUCUUCUUCAUACCGAUCUUACAACCCAUCCCCCAGAUACCUUUGAAGAAGCGAUGGUCCGGGCCGGGAGGUAUGUGACCUUGGAGGAGAGGAAGGAGGAAAAGAAAGAGAAGACUCCCAAAGAAGAAGAGAAGGAGGGAAACAAGAAGCCUUUCAAGAACAAGAAGCAGGGCUUCCCGGAUGGCCCAAAGGGCACAAACCCUGGGAGCUCGGAGAAGCACAAAUUUGCCAAUCCAGUCUUUAUUUUACCGAUGGCUGAAGUCAUGGCCCAUGCUGCACAGCAGGGGUUAAUGACAUAUCCAACCUAUUCCCAGAAGAAUGAGAUGGCGAGGCUAAUCCACCGGGGCCAUCUGAAGAAGUUUAUACAAGAUGGUGACGUGGGAAAUCUCGGGAACGCUCAAAACGGGAAGCGUAGAGAUAAGGAGGUGGCCCAGGCUGAGACCCGGGAAAAACGCCACAUCAGGCUUGAAGAUGAAGAGGAGGAUUCAGAGCCCGCACCACACCGGUAGAAGAGACACCACGGGUGUAAUUCCAUCAUUGGUGGGAAUACUGGUGGAGACUCGGCCACAAGCCGGAAGAAGUGGGCCAACGCGGCGAUAGUCAAUAAGGUGGUGGCCCCGGAAGGUAAGAAGCUGAAAACUGAACCGAUUGUAUUUUCUAAUGCUGAUUUGCCAAAAAUAGGGGUCCCCCAUAGGGACGCCCUGGUGAUUACGAUCGAUAUAAUGAACUGUAACACCCUAA